AUUCCCUCGCAAGCUACUUAUUAUCUCGCGUUAAUUCUUUAUUUAAAAAAUUCAUAAAGGUGAGAGCGCGACUAUUUUUUUUUCUUCAAAAAUUUUUUUUAAUUAUAUCCACAUUUAUCGCUGUCUAGAGGAUUCCGUCUUGCGUUUAUUGCAUGUCCUCUUAUUCUAUUUUUCAUCGAUUUCCAAUACGCUGGUUAUCACGGAGCAGAGAUAAAAAUCCGUCGUUGGAAAUUAUGUUACGAGAGAGAAUCGUGGUACUCGAGGAAGAACUCGUAAGUUCAUUAGUCGCCGUUUAACGAUCACCAUAAUACCAGAGAUCUGAAAAGAAGCCGGUAGGAAGAAUGGAUCCGAGCUUAUUUCAAAUGUGCUAUGAAAACGAGGAGAGGCAUCGUUUCAUCGACCUCGAACAACGAGGAUCGCCGCAUUGUCGUGGCAAAUGGCAAAGAAUAAUCCACCAUUACGAAAGAAAAGGUGGCGCAUCUCUAUACGCUUAGAUGUUUGGGGUUAAAUCACGAAAGCGAUAUCGAUCCAACGAGGCGGCAGAUAUCUUAAUUAUGCGAUUGCGUGUCACGGAACACCCAUGUGGAAAAUUCGUCGCGUCGAAAAGCAGCAAUUUCCUUCGCGCGAGAGAAUGGGAAGAAUUAAUUUUAAAUUGCAUCGCGCCCGAUUACACGGUUGAAUUAAUCAAAUCCGGAUGCGCAUCGAUCGGCGCGAGCAAAAAAAGGCAGCUCGCAGUGAAAAAUAUACGAAAAUAGCCAGACGCGUCUACACGCGUGUUUGCCGUAUAACUGAUGCUGGUAGCGUACUUGAAAAUACCACGUGGCUCUCGGUCGCGCACCGAUCGUACACGGUUCACAAUAUCCUUUCGGCAAGUAAUCGGAAGCGAUUAAUCUUUCCCGUCUUCGUACAAGCUGCUCCACUUUUUGUCGUCAGCUCAGCUUUCCUCCUGGGCUAAAUUCGAGACUCUCAUAAUUCGAUAUGUCUGGAAGCUCAGCGAUUUUCCGAGUGUGAGCGCGCCGUGUCGUAAAUCGCGACACGAUUCUCCGGGUUCAACGAACGAGAAAUUAUGUUAAAGAAAAAAAUACCGCUGUUUUUUCAUGGCUGUUUACCUUCCAUUGCGAGGAAAAGAGGAUAAUGCUGUAUUACGUGGCUUGCACAGACUAACGUUAAAUAUAUAUAUAACGCGAAAGUAUAAUGGGAACGAACAUGGAUAACAUAUCGCGUGUAUUGCAGUGUAGUGCCGCCGUCGGGAUGAAGGCGUUCUUCGACAUGAUGCACAAUGGGCCGCACAAGGUGAUACUCUUUGGUGGUGCUUGCACACAAGUCACGGAUCCGAUAGCGAAAGCCUCGAAACACUGGCGCCUUACGCAGCUCAGCUACGCGGACACCCAUCCUAUGUUUACAACCAAUAGCUUCCCGAAUUUCUUUAGGGUCGUGCCGUCGGAAAAUGCCCUCAACGCACCGCGAGUGGCGUUGCUCCUGCACUUCAACUGGACCCGGGUCGGCACGAUUUAUCAGAACGAGCCCAGAUAUGCACUGGUGCAUAAUCGGUUGGUGGCCGAUCUAGACGAGAGCAAAAUAGAGCUCGUGGAGACGCAGAGCUUUGCCACAGAGGUGAGAACGGCGCUCGAGAAGCUCAAGGAAAGGGACGUGAGGAUUCUCCUGGGAAAUUUCAACGAGGUGUGGGCCAGGAAGAUAUUCUGCGAGGCUUACAGGUUCGGCUUAUACGGCAGAAAGUAUCAGUGGGUCAUCAUCGGGACUUACACCAGGGAGUGGUGGUUGAGCACGAACAGCGAGUGUGACCCUGCCGAGCUGUCCAAGGCUCUUCAAGGUGUCAUCCUGACGGAUCUGCUUCCGCUAACGACCGAGGAGCAGCACACCACAUCCGGAAUCACCCCGGACCAGUACGAGGAGGAGUACAAUUCGAGACGGGGCGGCGAAUACUCCAGGUUCCACGGAUACACGUACGACGGCAUCUGGACGGUCGCGCUGGCUGUAAAACACGUCGCGCGCAGGAUACGACACAUCCAUCGUAACCAAACUAUAUCCGACUUUCGGUACAGGGAUGCAUUGUGGGAGAGGCUCUUCCUCGAGGCCCUCAGGAAUACAAGCUUCGACGGUGUCACGGGACCGGUCCGCUUCUAUGACAAUGAGAGGAAAGCGUACAUUCUUCUAAAACAAUUCCUGGACGGUCGCGAGGUAAACAUAGGCGAAUAUGAUAGCAUAACUGGCAUUCUGGAUCUGACCAGAAGAGAGGCCUCGUUGUGGAACGGCAAACCGCCGCCGAAAGACAGGACGGUUCGCAUCAUCGAGCACUCCACCGUGGAUAUCACGCUGUACGCGGUGCUAGCCUCGGCUGCUAGUGUCGGUAUCGUCUUGGCAUCCAUUUUUCUCGCCAUCAAUAUCAGAUACAGAAAUCAAAGAUACAUCAAAAUGUCAUCGCCCCACCUGAACAACCUCAUCAUCAUUGGUUGCAUGCUGACCUACAGCAGCGUUAUCUUCCUCGGACUCGACUCACAAUUAUCGAGCGUGGCGGCGUUUCCGUAUAUCUGUACGGCCCGAGCGUGGCUGUUGAUGGCUGGUUUCUCGUUGGCCUUCGGCUCCAUGUUCUCGAAGACGUGGCGUGUACAUUCCAUAUUCACCGAC
Molecule: messenger RNA, 2646 nt
Organism: Temnothorax curvispinosus
Lineage: Eukaryota; Metazoa; Arthropoda; Insecta; Hymenoptera; Formicidae
Product: gamma-aminobutyric acid type B receptor subunit 2-like
Exons: 7
Biological process (GO): G protein-coupled receptor signaling pathway; gamma-aminobutyric acid signaling pathway
Cellular component (GO): membrane; G protein-coupled receptor heterodimeric complex
Molecular function (GO): G protein-coupled GABA receptor activity
Source: RefSeq, a predicted model, not a curated record